GCUUAGAGAGGGCUGAAAGCCCUAUGAAGCGGUAUAUAAGUCUAACUGCUAUUGCUAUGAAUAUAGAAAAAGGACAUUACUGGAGUAAUGUUGGCCUGGCAGCUGGAACCCUCAAAGGGGAGGUAUUCUGCAUUUUGUAAUACCUGAACCAGACCUAGAUGUCACAAGAUUCAUGGCAGCUAUACCUGUCCAAACAGGUCCUUUAGAAAUGGCCCCAUCUUUCUUUAAAUCUGAAAUACGUGUACUUCUGGAUUGCAGCCAGUCCAUUGAAGUAGCUCAUUUCACAGCCAACUCUAAUUAUAAUAAUAAUACAGUGUUCUCCUUUCUUUUUAGUUCAGUCUUCAUUUCUUGGCAGUGCUGUUCAGACAACUCCUUCAUCGAACACACUGUGGAAGACAAAUUCUUUAGGAAUGGAAAGCAUAAGCAGGCAAAGGUCUUCAUCAGAUCCACCAACUGUCCAUCCCCCUGUUCCACCAUUGCGUGUAACAUCUACAAACAUCCUCUCUUCAGCACCUCCAGCUGCAAAGGCAGCCUGUGGUUUUGAAGCUUUGAACCAGCAGUCAAAACAGCCAACUCUACCACAGACCAAACCUACUCCACCACCACUUCCUCCACAGCCUCCAAGUCGAAUAUCUCAGAAAAAGCCGCUGUCUGGUUGAGUCUUCCUCCGCAUCUGAGACUGCUGGAUCUCAAACUGCCCCUUCUACCAACAUAUCAGUGCCAAUCCAGCCUCCAGCUCCAAUGCCAAGAAAAUCACAAAUA
Molecule: messenger RNA, 762 nt
Organism: Thamnophis sirtalis
Lineage: Eukaryota; Metazoa; Chordata; Lepidosauria; Squamata; Natricidae
Source: RefSeq, a predicted model, not a curated record